Molecule: messenger RNA, 765 nt
Organism: Euleptes europaea (tarantolino)
Lineage: Eukaryota; Metazoa; Chordata; Lepidosauria; Squamata; Sphaerodactylidae
Product: F-box only protein 6-like
Exons: 5
Coding region: 1-765 (254 amino acids)
Biological process (GO): glycoprotein catabolic process; SCF-dependent proteasomal ubiquitin-dependent protein catabolic process
Cellular component (GO): cytoplasm; SCF ubiquitin ligase complex
Molecular function (GO): protein binding; ubiquitin protein ligase activity
Source: RefSeq, a predicted model, not a curated record
AUGGUCCACAUCGGAGAGCUGCCCGAAGACAUCCUGCUGGAGCUUCUCUCUCUGGUCCCCGGCAGGGACCUGAUCCGCAAGUGCCGGCUGGUUUGCGCGCAGUGGCGAUACCUGGUGGAUCAGGCCACCCUGUGGAAACGCAAGUGCCAGAGAGAGGGCUACCUGCCCAAGGGGCAGGACAGGAGCCUCCCGGACUGGAAAACCUUCUACUUCCUCUGUAUCCUGAAGAGGAACUUAAUCAGAAAUCCUCUUGCUGAAGAUGGUUUUAACCACUGGGAAAUCGUCUCCAGUGAAGGGGAUGAGUGGAAGGUCGAAGAUUUGCCCGGUGCUCACGGGAGAGAAUUUCCUCAUCCACAUGUUAAGAAAUAUUUUGUCACGUCUUUCGGGCUCUGCAUGAAGCGUCAAAUCAUUGAGUUAAAAAAAGAAGGCUACUGGGAGGAGCUGAUGGACGAGACCAAGCCGGAUAUCGUGGUGAAGGAUUGGUACGCUGCCCGGUAUGAUUGCGGCUGCCUCUACAAGCUGAACGUCAAGCUGCUGUCUGAAAACUACAUUGUCCUGGAAGAGUUUGACCCGGACGAUGUGACGAUAGAGCAGUGGAGCGAUGCAGAAUGGCGUGAGGUUUUGCACACUUUUCACAACUACCCAUCUGGUGUUCGCUACAUCCUUUUCUGUCAUGGAGGCCGAGAUACUCAGUUUUGGGCAGGCUGGUACGGCAUCCGCGUAACCAACAGCAGUAUCACUAUUGGCCCAGAGGUAGCCUCAUAA